Messenger RNA from Tetranychus urticae (two-spotted spider mite), 1987 nucleotides. RefSeq names its product X box binding protein 1 (gene Xbp1). Gene Ontology annotation, biological process: regulation of DNA-templated transcription. Gene Ontology annotation, molecular function: RNA polymerase II transcription regulatory region sequence-specific DNA binding; DNA-binding transcription factor activity, RNA polymerase II-specific. The record is from RefSeq and is a predicted model, not a curated record. Gene Ontology annotation, cellular component: nucleus. Lineage: Eukaryota; Metazoa; Arthropoda; Arachnida; Trombidiformes; Tetranychidae.
AAUUAUCAUUAUUGUUCAGUGUAAACAUGGAGAGAUAAGACUUUUGUGUAUAAGUUUACCGUUUUUUAAGCAACUUUCAUUGAAAGUUUCAAUGAAACCCAAGCCUUGAAUGAAUAACCAGCUUCAGCUGACUUCCCUCCUAGUUACUAUCCCCAGCAUUUCAACCAAUCACAAGUUGACAACACAGCAAUAUGUCUGCAUUUGCUUGCUUUGGUUUAAAGGGAAAGUGUGUUGACGUUGAUGAUUAAAAUGAUGCAAUUGAUUAACUUAAUUUCUUGUUUUCAAAAUUUAUCUUGAUGCAAGAUUUGACCCAUUAUAUCAGUUUGACGAAGUAAUCACGACUGUUUAGAUGCUAUUCUGUUUUAUACUUUGUUUAUCCACUGUUUCUUAUGUUGUUGACCAACACCCUACAACGCAUCAAAAUGUCUCCACUGUGAACCCUAUGUCUAUCCCUUUAUCUAUCCUUAAUUCUGAUUGUUAAUUUAUUUACUUCAUAAAUUUAUUCAAAUUUAUUAUUUUAAACAUGUUAUCUGUAAAAAAUUUCAACAUCGAUUCUAAUUUAAAUUGUUCACUAUCAUCUUCACCUAUGUCUCCUUCCUCAGAUACAUCAAAUGAGGAAAACUCAUUUCAACAUAGCUUGGGAUUCGGUGUUAAUGAAAGCAAUCAACAUAUUAGUCUAAUGGGUGAUGGUAUUACAAGUUUUGCCGGUACCAUUACUGGUAAUGGUACCUCCAACAGUGGGUCUUCUGGUGUCAAAAGGAAAAGGGAAAAACUCGAUCAUCUAUCUGAAGAGGAAAAGUUGAUGAGGAGAAAGUUAAAAAAUCGUAUUUCUGCUCAAACAGCAAGGGAUCGUAAAAAAGAGAAGUUAUCUGAAUUGGAAUGUAAAGUUAAUCAAAUGAGUAAAGCUAAUUGUCUACUCUUAAAAGAAAACGUUGAAUUGAAAAAGAAGUUGGAUCUCAAUAAACUAAGUGAACUUCUAAAGCAUAAUGAACAAUUGCAAGCUGAAAACAAGCAACUCAGAGAAAGGUUGGAUGCAUUAGAAAGUAGAAUCAACAAUGAUUCUAUUCGAGGAACAGCUCAACCAUCCGUUCGCAACAUGUCUCAAAAAUCAAACAAAGUUAAGGUCGAAUCUAAUAGUGAAAGUUUAGUCACUGAGAAAUCAAAAGUUAACUCCAUUGAAUCUGCAGCAUUCAUUAGUGGCUCUCUGCCGAAGAACCAGGAGCGAACCAAAGAGAUCUCAGCGAUUUGGACCAAGCUAUUAGUUCCCUUAUUAAUUUUGAUGGGGAUGAAUGCGAAGAAAUCAUCAAAUGGUUACACCGAUGUUCAGAGCAACUAUUGGACCAAAAUAUCGACCAACUAUCCGAAGACUCUGGAAUUGAAGAUGGUGGAUCCCAUUCUGAUGAAGCAUCUAACCGAUUAUCUCCAGCUUCGGAGGAACCAAAAGAGAGAGAUUUGGAAUCAAUCAGGGACUUGAUCACAUUUGAUCACAUGUACCAUCGAAAUGAUUUUCUGGUGCAGCCACAAGUAGAUGAAAUGACAGUCACCACAACGUCCCCUAUUACAGUUGAAACUGAAUCCAUUUUAACAGAUAACUGUGUAAAGAAUACAACUUCUUUCUCCGAAAACUCCCCAAAACCAUCAACAUCCAACACAAGCUCUCUCUGCUAUCCAUCAUUACCUCAACCAAAUGAUAAUUUGGUUAACAAGCCUUUAAACUUUUUCAAUCCAAUAGAUUCCAGUAUAUUAUCCAGUGAAAGCGCUUUUUACGAAUCAAAUCUUAAUCUAUUUGAUGACUUGUUUCCUGAAUUGAUUUAAAUAUAUUUGCCUAUACAUUUCCGUACCCUUUAUUUUAUACCCUGUAAUCAAUUUUUUUUGGUGUCUCCUUUACUGUUAAUUCCCUCUUAUAUAAUUUAACUUAUAAUCGCAUGUCAUGAAUUUUUCUUGUUCUGUGCUUAUAAAUCAUUCUACAAAUCAUUCUUAAAGAAUG